AUAACAGAUAUGCUGGUAACCGGCACAAUAUAAAUUCUUUUAUGUAGGCGCAUAUCUAUCUAUAAUCUAUAUUACCUACACAGUAAGUUGUACACGUCAAGCAGUACGCACCAUAACCGCCAAUUGGUGUUUGUGAGCGGGAAGGGAGACGCUGACAAGCGUCAUCACCGCCAAACUCGCUUACACACGCGCAAUGCACACUACUCAACAACUUGUCGAUUACCAGUGUGGCGGCAUCGUUUUCAACGUUUUUGUUAUUUCUUAACCUACCGAUUUCGUUUAACAUUUCGUUUCCUACCAGUUUGCCUAGAGGUCUUGGAUCGAUACAAUCACGCAGACUUAAUUUCUGCGGUCGUCGUAUUUUAACCUCACCGCCUUACUGCGUGUCAGCGUCCGAGGUUCCCAACGUAGGACCAAGUAUCAAAAAUGGUUGUCAAAAUACUCAACCAGGAAAUCACUGUCAAACAAAAUCCAGCCAACGAACAUAUUAUUAAUUCAAAAUCAAAACGCAAAUAUGAUAUAAUCAUUUUUGGAGCUUCAGGAUAUACUGGAAAACAUGUCGUUAAGGAAAUGGGUCACCUUUCUCAAACAUACAAUUUAACUUGGGCUAUUGCUGGGCGUAACACUGUUAAAUUACAAAAUAUAUUGGAUAAGUUAUAUAUAACUCUUGAUGGUUAUGAAGAUAAAAAAAUUGAUAUUAUUUAUGCCAAUGUAUACGAUAUUAAAACUGUAAUGAUAAUGGCUCAAACAACUUCCGUGGUUAUAAACUGUACUUCACCAUACUAUAUAUAUGGAGAAGUUGUAGUCAAAUCUUGUGUUUUGACAUCUACUCAUUAUGUAGAUGUAACUGGUGAACCAUUAUUUAUGGAGAAAAUGGCAUAUAUAUAUAAUAAACAAGCUGAAGAGAAUAAUUCAAUAAUUGUUAGUGCACUUGGUAUUGAGAGUGUACCUGCUGACCUUGGUGUGGAUUUUUUAUACAAUCAUUUCAAUGGUGAAUUGAAGAAUGUUGACAUGUACAUGAAAAUGUAUCUGAGUUCAUUUGCAUUUAGUAUGACUGGAUUAAUCCAUGAGAGUAUUUGGAUAAGUGUUAUACUGCAUUUGGCUACUAGAAAACAACGAUUAUACUACCGAAAUCUGUUGAAUAAGUUAAUGGGAAUGACUAGAUUGAAACCAAAUUUUUUCAAGAUAUUGCAUAGACAGCAAAUAAGUAUGCAAAGUAACACCAUAGAUUGGUGUUUGGCUUUUCCAGAACCUGAUGAAGCUGUUGUUGCUAGGUCAAUACAUCAUGCCAAAACCAUAGAAAAUUUACCUUAUAAUUUUCAUGUUCGAAAUUAUAGGGUUAUGAGUGGUUUAUUACCGGCUAUCUUUGCUAUACUAUUAUUUUUAUUACUAUCGAUCUUGGCCAUAUUUGAACCUAUUAGAAUUCUUCUUAUUAGGUUUCCUGCAUUAUUUUCAUUUCGGAUUGCAACUAAAACUGGUCCAGGUGAAAAGUUUUUGGAAAAAACACGCAUGUCAUUAAGUUUGAUUGGUUAUGGAAAAACAUCUGUCAAGCCAUUUACUACUAAUCAUAAGGAAAUAACACAAAAAAAUAUUACUCCCACAAGAAAAAUUAUUGUUAAGGUUGAAGCUAAACACCCAGAAUAUGGAUUCUCUAGUAAAGCUGUUAUAUUGGGAGCAAUAACUAUAUUAAAAGAUCAAAAUAAUAUUCCCAAAGGGGGUGUUUUAACACCAGCAGCUGCAUUCCGUAAUACUCAAUUUGUAAAUCGUUUAAUGGAUAAUGAUGCUGCAGUUUUUAAAGUUGAGUCCGACAUGGUUAUUUACAACAAUCAAAAUUAAUUUAAAUCUUAUCACUUAGCUGUUUUUAGUCUUUCGUAAUAUUCAAAAUGUAUUUCAUAAUAGUUUUCAAAUUAAACUUUUUUUGUUUUAUGUAUUAGUUACCUUUUACAUUUUAAGUAACUCAUUAAAACUUUAUUAAUACUUUAAGUUAAUAAUGACUGUGUAUUUUAUGUCAUACAUCUGCUUUUUAAAAGAUAAUAUAUGGAUAGUAUUGUAGUUUAGUCUAUUUAAAUGUCAUUAUUGAUUGUUAUCUUUUUACAAAAUGUUCAUAAAAAUUGCUUUACCAAAUG
Molecule: messenger RNA, 2126 nt
Organism: Rhopalosiphum padi (bird cherry-oat aphid)
Lineage: Eukaryota; Metazoa; Arthropoda; Insecta; Hemiptera; Aphididae
Product: saccharopine dehydrogenase-like oxidoreductase
Exons: 10
Coding region: 427-1836 (469 amino acids)
Biological process (GO): glycolipid biosynthetic process
Cellular component (GO): mitochondrion; lipid droplet; plasma membrane
Source: RefSeq, a predicted model, not a curated record